Messenger RNA from Xenopus tropicalis (tropical clawed frog), 1286 nucleotides. RefSeq names its product potassium channel tetramerization domain containing 18 (gene kctd18). The record is from RefSeq and is a predicted model, not a curated record. Gene Ontology annotation, biological process: protein homooligomerization. NCBI's taxonomy places the organism in Eukaryota, Metazoa, Chordata, Amphibia, Anura, Pipidae.
AGUCUGAAAACAGGCUAUUGAGUGCAGUUUGAUUUUGUCUUCACAGUAUCUCAUGAAGUAUCGAGAUAACUGUAUCUCAUGAUGGAAGAAGGAAAUACAUCUAAAGAAGUGUCUGAUAUACUUCGACUGAAUGUGGGAGGCUGCCUUUUCACUGCAAGGCGGGAAUCUCUUUGCCUAUUUAAAGACUCCAUGCUAUCCUCAAUGUUCAGUGGUCGUUUUCCACUAAAACUCGAUGAAUCUGGCUCUUGCAUUAUUGAUAGGAAUGGGGAGCUUUUUAAAUACCUUCUAGAUUACCUACAUGGGGAAGUCCAGAUUCCAGAGGAUGAACAGACAAGAAUUGCUCUUCAGGAAGAGGCUGAUUACUUUGGAAUUUCAUAUCCUUACAAUUUGACUUACCAUUUAGCAAAUGAAAUGGAGACAUACUCAUUAAAAUCAAACAGAGUUAAAAAAGGUGUUUUAUUUGAUUUCUGUGAUUUAUAUAACCUCUUUUGCACAAAACCCAUAGUUUGAGUAUUACAUUACUUGCAUACCUGCGGCUCUAGCUGUGAAAGCAAAGUCCUUUGGGUAUAUGCCACAAAGGAGGAUGGAAAGAUUGCUCUUGAAAAACAGCUUGGAGACAGGGUUUAUCGGAUAAAUAUGUAUAAAAGGGAAGCUGGAGGUAACAUCCAGUAUAUUCUGAGCAACUACCGUGUAUCUGAGCUGAAAACCAUGAUGGAUGCUUUUGAAACCUGGAAAGGAAGAGGUUUUAGCUAUUGGUGUGUUCCUCAGGAGAUAAUUAAGUGUUGGACUCUUGAAGAACGUUCAACGCAGAAUAUGGCUCCUGUGAAAAGGAGGAGACUGGUAGAAUAUACAGAUGAAAGAGAAGAAAAUACAUUUACAUCCAAAGCAGGUCCAAAACCCAUCAUAUAUUCUGGCCCAUCUACAAAUACACAGAUUAGAAUCAAGAACACAUUAAAAUCUGUUACGACAAGACCAACAUCAGAAUCUACAGAUGCAGUCACAGGAAAGAGAUCAAAUACAUUAGAUUUCAAUUUCAAAACAUAUGAACAAUUCAAUGUUGACUUAGGGACUUCUAACCAAGAACACAAACAGUUGGAAGAAUCUAAAACUGAACUGAAUGGCAGAAGAAAGAAAACGCGUUUGACAUCAGAAAAAUCAUCAAACUGUGUAAUUAAACUGAAGAGGACUUCUCUGAAACCAACAUCAACACAAUAAUAAUAGCUUCAAAUUCCUAAUCAAAUUAAAUUUUACCAAGAUAACACCAUUUAAAAUUCUGCAAAGGUGAA